UGGCUUCCGUGGACUUAUAAUUCUGCUUGACCACAGAUUCCAAAAACAAUGGCUAAACAUGUGAUUCCCUCCAAGUUCCUCAGCAGCCACGCCGCUGUAAGCCGUAAAUUCUUCUGCUCCUGUGCACUACCUUCCCCUAGCGCCAUUCAUGAUCCACCCGAAACUGCAAGCAAAAACCUCCAAGAAGAGUUGCGGAAGCUCCGAAUCCUUCUGCAGCAGAAUCGAUGCGUCAGUGCAAAGAAUAUCCUAGUCAAUCUUGCGCACUCAAACUCUGUCUCCGAGCUUUACAAUGUCUUCUGUGUCCCUGUAGCCGCAUCUACGAAGCCCCUUUUUGCUGACAUGCUUUUCUCCAUUUAUGCCGACUCCAAGCUACUUGAUAAAGCAAGUGAGCUGUAUUCAUUGAUGAGAAAAGAAGGUAAGUUCCCUUCUUUAUCUGAUCUUAAUGCGUUUCUUGAAAUGCUGACCAAUUCGAGACAGUACGAGAAGGUCCUCGAAGUGUUUUCGGAUGUGGUUAAAGCAGAUAUGCAGGUUGAUAGUUGCAGCUGUAAUGUAGCUAUACAAUCAGCCGUGAAGCUAGGGGACUUGCGACGGGCACUUCAUGUGAUGGAUUUAAUGAGAAAGUCUGGGUUGCGAAUGGAUUCUUUUGUGUACAAUGUGGUCAUGGGGGGCUUUUGUAAAGAGAGAAGGGUUAGCGAAGCACGGAAGCUGUUUGAUGAGAUGCUCCUAAGAAGAGUGACACCUACUAAGGGAGAAUGAAGGAAGCUAACAUGGUGUUGGAAGAAAUGAAGACUUAUGGAUUUGUUCCAGAUGGAUAUACAUACAGUGUACUCUUUGAUGGCCACUCAAGGUGUGCUGAUGUUGAUUCAUCUUUGGCUUUGUUUGAAGAUUUGGUGAAGCAGGGGGUUACAAUGAAUGAGUAUACUAUCAGCAUUUUGUUGAAUGUGUUGUGCAAGAAUGGGAAGAUGGAUAAGGCUGAGCAGAUUCUCAAGCUGUUGAUGCAAAGUAGACAUACCCUUACAGAGGUGAUAUUUAACAUAAUUGUCAAUGGCUAUUGCAAGGAAGGCAAUAUGGAGCAGGCGGUUUCAACUAUUGAAGCAAUGGAGAGUUGUGGAUUGAAGCCAAGUUGUGCAACAUUUAACACAUUAAUCGGUGCGUUAUGUAAAUCUGGAAAGAUGGAAGAGGCAGAGGGAUUGCUUAGAAAGAUGGAUGAGAAGCAAGUUUCUCCAACUGUGCAGACAUACAACAUCUUAAUAAAUGGUUACGGUUGUAGUCAUCAGUUUGAUAGGUGCUUCGAGAUUCUUGAGGAAAUGGAAAGCAGUGGACUGAUGCCCAAUGUUAUAACAUAUGGUUCAUUAAUAAACUGUUUGUGCAAGGAUGGUAGGCUUCCUGAGGCGGAAGUGGUUGUGAAUGAUAUGCUUGUUAGAGGGGUUAAGCCCAAUGUCCAAAUACAUAAUAUGGUUAUAGAUGGUCACUGUACCCGCGGAAAAAUGGAAGAUGCUUUUCGGGUCUUGGACAAGAUGGUCGGGAAUGACACUGCACCCACAAUUGUAACAUACAAUUCGUUAAUACAUGGCUUAUGUAGAAAUGGAAGGGUUAGGGAUGCCGAGGAAUUAAUCCUAGAGAUUCCAAAAAGAGGUCUAAAGCCUGAUGUUAUUACAUAUAAUUCUUUGAUCUCUGGCUACUCACAUGAAGGGGACACUGCCAAGUGUUUUGAAUGGUAUGAGCAGUUGAAAGCAGCUGGUGUUAAACCAACCGUAAACACUUAUCAUCCCCUAAUUAGUGCUUGCAAAAAGGAAGAGAGUGGACUGACUCUAGUUGACAAAAUUGUGCAAGAAAUGGUUAUAAUGAACCUGUCUCCUGAUAGAGUUGUAUAUAAUGAGCUAAUUAAUUGUUAUGCAUUUCAUGGAGAGGUUGGAAAAUCAUUUGCGCUGUUUAGUAAAAUGGAACAACAAGGAAUUAUUGCUGACAAGAUAACCUGUAAUAGCUUGAUUAUGGGCCACUUGAUGAAGGGAGAGAGUUUAGAAGCACAGAACAUGUUUGAUUGCAUGAAGGCUAAAGGAGUUGUUCCUAAUUCUGACACUUAUAACACCCUGGUUAGUGGACACUGCAAGCUAAAGGACUUCAAUGGAGCACUCAUUUGGUACAGAGAAAUGUUUGAGAAAGGGUUUUUACCAGCUAUCACUACCUGCAAUGAGCUUAUUUCUGGCCUUAAGGCUGAAGGAAAAUUUGAGGAAGCCAAGAUAAUAUGCUCAGAAAUGAGUGCUAAAGGAUUAGUUGGAUGAGUUAAGCUCAAAUGAGGAUCUCUUGCGUAUAUACUUGUUGGUAAGAACCUUACAUUGUAACCUUAUUAUAACUUGAUACUUUGCGUAGAUAUGCUUUUUUGGGUCAUCAAUCAUAUUGGUUCAUCUGAAGUAUUGGCUACUUUUGACAACUUCAUUCCCCUCCCACAUAGUUUAUAUUUAUCAAAACAUACUCUACUGGACAUAUUUAUUAUUUACAACACUUUUUUGUUUUGGUAAGUUAUUCAUUCAUAAAUACAUAAUUAUAUUUACUUUUUUGACUUAUCUCCCCAUUUAACCUUUCAGCUCUUUUCUCCUACUUUUUACAUUGUUCUACUGUAUUUACUACUCUUAGGGCCUGUUUGGAUGGAGAUGGAGUGUUGGGAGGUGUUAGUAAUGGAAGGGCUAGUAAGUGUUAGCAGCGGCCCGGAAGGGAAGCUAAGUGUGAGAAGGCGAACUGGACACCUGCGACCCGGUAGAAACGCGAUGAUGAUCGAUGAAGAAUGGCUAGUGUCAACGAACGGUGAGAAGCUGUUUGCGAUGGCGAACUGGAAACUGCGGCUAGAGACCGAGAAGAGACCUGCGAACUCAGAGAAACGGCUUGCGACGAAGAAUGCGAACAAGGAGACUCGGCUAGCGAUUUUGCAGAAUUCGUACAGCGUCGCACUGUCCUGGCUCGUCCUCGCGAUCGGUGCUGUUUCUGGUUCACUACCAAAUUCCGCAGCUUAUCCAUCUUAGCAUCCAUCCAAAGGUCCAGAUUCUCCAUUUUCGUUUAAUCGUUUCCAUCAUCUGUUCUAAGCUCAGCAUCUUGUUCCACAUCUCUUCUACUACCGUGCGCAGAUCCUGAACACUAUUUUCCACUGAUUCAAUCCUGUGCUCCACCCGAGCUCUCGUCCAGGUCAUUCACUGGUAUUCUAGGAUGUUGCUCUGAUACCUAUGAUAGGAACCAGACAAUUCGUGUAUAUUAAGUAAAGAAUUCAGAGAAAUCAAAGAAUUCCUGAAGCACUUGUAAUGGCAGAAACCGUAGCUAGCGUACAUGAAAUAUUGUGACCGAACUGUGGAAUAUGUAAGUCCUAGAUCUUCUCUCGUUCUACAUACUACGUAUAUAUGAAAACUUUGGCAAGGAUUUACUAGUAUUUUAGCUUUUUAUCUUUUG
Cuscuta europaea is the source of this 3435-nucleotide messenger RNA. The record is from the annotation of a GenBank genome assembly. Lineage: Eukaryota; Viridiplantae; Streptophyta; Magnoliopsida; Solanales; Convolvulaceae.